This is a messenger RNA of Baudoinia panamericana UAMH 10762, 2007 nucleotides long. RefSeq lists its product as uncharacterized. The transcript has a single exon. The coding region runs from base 1 to 2007 and encodes 668 amino acids. The record is from RefSeq and is a predicted model, not a curated record. Gene Ontology annotation, molecular function: RNA polymerase I core binding; RNA polymerase I general transcription initiation factor activity. Lineage: Eukaryota; Fungi; Ascomycota; Dothideomycetes; Mycosphaerellales; Teratosphaeriaceae. Gene Ontology annotation, cellular component: nucleus. Gene Ontology annotation, biological process: transcription initiation at RNA polymerase I promoter.
AUGUUACCGCCACCAACUGCGCUGUCCAAGCGGCCUACCGUAGGCUUGAAACGCGACAGCUCGUAUCUGGAUACUGACGACGAAGCGAACUUGUCAUUAUCGACCAAAAAGCUUAAGGUAGCGUUCGAUCCGAAUGUCGACGUCCGACUUGUGGAUGAUUGGAGCGAGAAGAGCUUCGAGCUGGUGAAGGAAGAAGUAAGGCUAGGCAUUGAACGCCAUCUCGCACCCGGAGACCGGAGGGAUGACACGCAGUAUAUCAAGCUGCUUACUCUUUUUGAUCACGAUGAGGACGCGGAGGAGGCGCCGAGUGGCAAGCUGCUCAAGAAGUAUAUGUUGGCUAUCGAUGCAAGAGUCAGCUCGCUCGGCGAGUGCGGCAAGCUUGUAUCUGCUGUGUUGAACAUGUCGUGGCUGGGCCGAGACGACGUCUUUGCCGGCCUGUUCAUUCGGUUCCUGACUACCUUGGCGACUGCGCAUGCGAAGUUCAUUCCGUCUAUCAUGGAAAAGCUGGUUGCGCAUUUCGCCCGUCUGCCAGCAUCACAUGGCCGGUUACCGGGUGAGACUCCAGUUCCGCGAUCGACCAUGUUUACUCGCGUGCACGCGGCGAUUCGGACAUUGCUGCGUCAGGUACCGUCAGCGAUGGCUGCGUUCACGCGGGUACUGCGAUCAGAGUUCCCGAACGACCUUGCAACGAAGCACUCUUACAUUCAGUAUCAGACUCAUUUACUUCGAGUGGGAGGAUACAUGCCGCAACUGGAAUCCGAAGUCCUCGCGAUUCUUACGCAGCGCCUUGUCAGCAUCGACGUGCAGAUCCAGAUAGACAUCGACGAGUUCGAGGAGGAAGCUGAAGACAAGCUUCUGCAACCUAGUUUCGAGUCACGGUCGACCCGAACUGCAGCCGACGACUCUGAAGACAGCGACGAUGAUUCCGUCUCGGAGUCCGAGGAGACAAUGGCCGAGGAUGAGCAGAGAUUGAAGGAGAUCAAACUCAAGAUCGACAAGAUGGACUUCACUAUGGAUCUACUCUUCGAGCACUACGCAUCAUUAAUGAAGAACGGUCUGAGAGUGGAGUUCAACGAAGCUUAUCAACAGCUCCUUUCGCACUUUACCACCUUCAUUUUUCCGAAUCGCACAAGACACGCACAGUUUCUUGUCUUCCACUUUUCGCAAGCACUGCCAGAGUACGCAAGCUUCUUCGCGAGACAGUGUCUGCAUGCACUAGGAGAAAUCAACAGAUCAAUCUCGCAGCGCCUGCACGCUUGCGCGUAUCUUGCUAGCUUCGUUGCGAGAGGCGUACAUAUACCCGCUAGCAUGGUGCAAGAGAUAUUCGGUCAGCUUUGCCGUGAGCUUGACCUGAUGCGCAAGCGACACGAACCUGGCUGCCGUGGACCCGACAGACGAGCGUACAGUGUUUAUUACGCUGUCGCACAAGCUAUCCUCUACGUCUUUUGUUUCCGGUGGCAAGACCUGGCACUACGCGUAGAAACUCCGGAGCCGGGUGAUGAAGAUGCAAGUAUCGAAGACCUACUGGCAGAAGGCCGUGAGCUGGCAUGGCUUCCUGGUAUCAAAGAGACGAUGGAGAAGAACAUCCACUCGCCCCUCAACCCUCUAAAGGUCUGCUCGCCAGUCAUUGUAGGCGAGUUCGCCAAGCUUGCGCACCAUGUCCGCUUCAUGUACGUCUUCACCAAACUGGAGAGCAACAAGCGUGUCAGACUCGGCAACACGUCCCGUGGCUACGCUGUGGACAACAGCAGACGUGAGACGGCCAUAGACCGGAAAGCUGGCGAAGCACAUUUGCAGCUGGAGGCGUACUUUCCGUUCGAUCCGUACCGAUUACCGCUGAGCCAGAAGUGGAUCAAGGAGGACUACAGAGAGUGGAGUCUGCCUGCUGGCAUGCGGCAGGAUGCGAAUGAGAGCGAGGCGGAGGAUGAGAGUGAUGAGGAGUCACUACUUGACGAGUUGGAGGCUGACGAGCUACCUGCUGCCGAUGUGGUGUCUGUCAGCAGCUGA